This is a messenger RNA of Coregonus sp. 'balchen', 1376 nucleotides long. Lineage: Eukaryota; Metazoa; Chordata; Actinopteri; Salmoniformes; Salmonidae. The record is from the annotation of a GenBank genome assembly.
AUGUCUCUAGGAAUGUCUUACAAGCCCAACCUCCAUCAGCAUGUUCUCGGAACUUCCGUGAACCAAGGUGAGGAGGACAUUUCUGUUAAUAUUUAGUCUAGACUCUGUUUUAUCGGGUGUAAAAUUCGAUGUUGUAAUGAAUACCUGGGGGAAGCCCGUGACUGUAGUUUUUGUCCAGUUAUAUGUAUAGGGUCAGAUCCUGAGAGCUGAUUCAUAUCCGCCAUUAUUACUAAUCAUAAAACCGUUUCCCUCUCGUGCAUCCGUAAAGUUUAUAAUUCGGUUGUUCACUCGUCUACCUAAACAGAACACGCGUACUCUAUUGUCGGAUUUUCACGUUGGCUUCUUAAUUCUACGCGUACGGCUUCCUCCAUGAUUGUUUCCCCAAGGCUAAUGAUUGAUCUGGAUGUGGACAGUUCUUUGACCCUUUGAUGACACCCAGUGUUCGCUGAGCCUCAUUGCACCCCCCCCCCCCCCCCCCCCCCCCCUAUACAGCAUACUAUAGGCUGCAUUAGUCUCCUUGAAUGUCAAGAUAAAAUGGACAAAAGUAAUGCAACAUACUCAUUGAAACAACACCUUAAAUACAUAUUUCAUAAAACUAGGCUAACGUUUCAGCCACUUAUACCUGGUCAAUUUCAAAUGAUUAAUUCCAAAUCAAUUUCAUAAUGCAUGCAUGCAUUGCAUGUGGCAUAUAGUAAACUGUAUAUCUUUUUCUUUUUUCACUCCUUCAACAGUUGCUGUUGUUCACUCUACAUCAACAAGCAUAUCAACACUGCAAUCUUACAGGCCAUUAGUGAAUGACUAUGGACCACCAUCUUUCGGCUUUUCACAGGUAUAGACUGAAAUUGUAAAACAUGUUUUGGAUGAUGACAAUGCAUUAUCUAAUGUGAUAGCUAGAUUAUACCACACAUUUUAAAUGUUGCCAUUGUCGUGUGUGAAAAUCCCAGGAGGCCGGCCGUUUCUGAGAUACUGGAACCGGUGUACCUGGCACCGACGAUCAAACUACACUCAAAGUCUCUUAGGUCACUCGUUUUGCCCAUUCGAACGUUCAAUCGAACAGUAACUGGAUGCCUGUCUGCCUGCUUUAUAUAGCAAGCCAUGAACACGUGACUCACUGUCUGUAGGAGCGAACCAUUUUUGUGAACGGGGUGUACCUAAUAAACUGGCCACUUAGUGUAUGUUAGUGACUAUCGUAACUGACAUAAGUCACACUGUUUCAUUUGCAAACCAUUCUUUAUUUCAUUGUAUCACAGAGUUCAAGUGGAAGUCAAGUGCCUCAGAGUAAAUAUGCAGAACUGCUAGCCAUUAUUGAAGAGCUUGGGAAGGAGAUUAGACCAACUUAUGCUGGGAGCAAAAGUGCCAUGGAGAGACUAAAGCGA